This is a messenger RNA of Nasonia vitripennis (jewel wasp), 1833 nucleotides long. RefSeq names its product histone H3.3A. The transcript has 3 exons. Bases 676 to 1086 code for a protein of 136 amino acids. Gene Ontology annotation, cellular component: nucleosome. Gene Ontology annotation, molecular function: DNA binding; protein heterodimerization activity; structural constituent of chromatin. NCBI's taxonomy places the organism in Eukaryota, Metazoa, Arthropoda, Insecta, Hymenoptera, Pteromalidae. The record is from RefSeq and is a predicted model, not a curated record.
UUGGAAGUUUCUAGAAGCGUCACUCCGGUGAACAGUCCGAGUCGAGAAAUUCCGUUCCGAAGCAGCGAGAGAGAGAGAGAGAGAAAAAGAAGGAAAGUCGUGCAGCAGCAGCAGCAGCAGCAGCUCAGCUCAGCCACGAGAGCGACGACGACGGGCGGCCUCCAUUUUGUGUGUGUGUAAUUGACGUUUGGCCGCGCGCCGAGAGAUUUGCGCUCGAAUAGUACAGUCAGAGUCUGGUUUAGCGCACGUGCGGUUGUGCCUCGAUUUUCGCGGGGAACCUCGUCCUCUUGCUCCGAAAAGGACGUGGCUGCAGGUGCGACUCGAAGUCGGCCGAGAUCUGGUGAGGAGGACGCGAGUCGUCCUGGGCAAAGGACGAGGAUUCGCUUCCGCGAGCGCGCGCGUUUUCCUCGCUCGCCAGAGCUCUUUUUUCUAUCUCUGUCUCUCUCUCUCUCUCUCUCGCUCGCUCGCUCGCACGGCGGCGCUGCUGCUUGGAAAGUCGUCGCUGCAUUGCGCAGCUUCGCCUGGUGGGGGUAGGGACACGCUGUGCUAGAUGUAUAUCUAUAGAUGUAUAGUGUCUGACGCCCCCCCACCAUCCAGCCAUUGUUGACUCUCGCUGCUAUAUAGCAUAUACACAUUGUAUUAUCGCUCCCUCUCUAAGAAGAGUAUAGAAGAAAGAUGGCACGUACCAAGCAGACUGCGCGUAAGUCGACGGGAGGAAAGGCGCCCAGGAAGCAGCUGGCCACCAAGGCAGCGCGUAAGAGCGCACCCUCGACCGGUGGAGUCAAGAAGCCCCAUCGUUACAGGCCUGGUACCGUAGCCCUUCGUGAGAUCAGAAGAUACCAAAAGUCCACCGAGUUGCUGAUCAGGAAGUUGCCCUUCCAGCGUCUGGUUCGUGAAAUCGCGCAGGACUUCAAGACCGAUCUGCGUUUCCAGAGCGCAGCCAUCGGCGCUCUGCAGGAAGCCUCCGAGGCCUACCUGGUCGGUCUCUUCGAAGACACGAACUUGUGCGCCAUCCACGCCAAGAGGGUCACCAUUAUGCCCAAGGACAUCCAGCUGGCUCGGCGAAUUCGUGGCGAGCGUGCUUAAGGAGUGUCGUUUAAUGCAUACAUAACAUUUAAUACUACUGCUACUAUUAUUAUCCAUAGUUUCAUCUUGAUAUUACUAUUCAUGAUGAUGGAUGGGAGUAUAGAUUCAUUCCGAUCCACCUAUUGUGUUGCGUGUAUUAUCACUUUGGCGUAAGCAUUACUACACUCACAAUUCUUAGAUAUCAAGAAGAUAAAGCUUCAAACUAAUUUUAUGAUAGAUUAUUAUCCUUUUUUACAUCGGCGAACAAAAAAACAAAAGAGCUUGUUUAUUUUUUUUAAUUUUAAUGGUAUUGAAUUCGAGAAGACAAACAUUUACUUGCCGUAGUAGUUGAUAAGUCUCUUCCAACUUAUAUGACUCUUAUUAUACUUCUCUUUCUUCUUUGUUCGGACAAACCCUCAUUAUUGUCUAAUCAAUAGCAAAUCACUUUCCUAGUAUUAUAGCAACUCCACUAUUUGAAAAUGAAAAACUUAAUUAUUUUGUAGUAAUGUAAGAUCAUCAUCUUGUAUAACUAUCAUCCUUGAACCGAAUAUAAUUAUUUUAUAUGUGAGUAUAUAUACACACCACACACCAGCUAACGAAAAAAAUGGCGAGUUCUUAGAGAGUAACGUCUCUUUUUUUAUAGCGUAAAUUGACACAAAAAAAUGUAGAAUGUACGGAAAUAACAUAAAUGGACUUUGACGUGGAUCAUGGUUCUUUGUGUGAAAAAAAUCGCGUUUCUUAAAUAAACAAUACAAAGACAAAAAAAAA